Molecule: messenger RNA, 1207 nt
Organism: Dunckerocampus dactyliophorus (ringed pipefish)
Lineage: Eukaryota; Metazoa; Chordata; Actinopteri; Syngnathiformes; Syngnathidae
Gene: ntpcr
Product: nucleoside-triphosphatase, cancer-related
Exons: 5
Coding region: 36-623 (195 amino acids)
Molecular function (GO): ATP hydrolysis activity
Source: RefSeq, a predicted model, not a curated record
GUUGCAGCGUGGCUGACGACGGCAGCCGCAAAGACAUGUUCAAACACAUUUUUUUGACAGGACCUCCAGGUGUGGGCAAAACCACUUUGGUCCAGAAGGCUUGUGACGCUUUAGUGUCAUCAGGUCAUGCUUUGGAAGGCUUUUACACCGAAGAGGUCAGGGAAGGUGGUCGACGGGUGGGGUUUGAUGUGGUCACAGUGAGUGGAGAAAGAGGCCACCUGUCCAGAAUCAGAGACAUUGCUGGUGCCUCUCACGGCAGACCCGAGCACACAGUUGGCCAGUAUGUGGUUAAUUUACCUUCAUUCGAAAGCCUGACUCUCCCCCUCUUCAAGAAGGUGGGCGUAAAUGACGGGCGAGGCAAGAAAGUGUUUGUCCUCGACGAGAUUGGUAAAAUGGAACUGUUCAGCCAGCCGUUCAUCAGGGCAGUGAGACAGACACUAGACUGCUCAUCGUGCACCAUCUUGGGCACCAUCCCCAUUCCCAAGGGCAAACCCUUAGGCCUGGUGGAAGAGGUGCGGAUUAGGAGUGAUGUCAGAGUCUUCACGGUGUCUAAGGAAAACAGGAAUUUCAUUCUGCAGGAUAUUCUCUCAGCACUCCAGGAAUGUUUAAAACAGCAAAGCUAACAUUGAAAAUAUUAUAUAAAACUAAAAUAUGUUGUUUACUUGUUUAGACUUUACCUAAACACCCCCAGUUGCUUGAUGAGUCGGCGUGUCGCAUGCAUUUAUUUAUGUACACAUUUUACUUUUUGCCUGUUGCCCGCUCAAAAUAGAUUGAAUGCUGAAUAAUUGAUCAUGAGAUGCAAGUUGCCGUUCUCAAACAACUGUUAGUCCUAAAAUCUCAAUUGUUUGAUUUCAGUUGGGUUCAUUUUUGAGCGUAAUGAUAAUUUCCCUUUGGAGUUUGAGGGCACGCUCAUUGAAAUCCAGUCAAAACGUAAUAGUGGUCAUGUGUUCACUUAUUAUAAAUUUGUAUUUAUUGGAUAAGUAAGUGAAAAAUGCUGAAAAAUAAACUUAUUUUCACAGUUGUUUCAGGUUUUUACAUUACAUGUCUUAUUUUUCUACCCCACCGGCAUACAUUAGACUUGUAUGCCUGUAGUGUAUGCUGCAGGUACUCACUGAUUUGUUGUGAGUGCAGAAGACAAAUAACAGGUAUUUUGUAUGGAAUUUGUGUGUUUUUGUCAGAUGUCAACAUGGCCCAGAAAUGGUAUAAU